Messenger RNA from Sinocyclocheilus anshuiensis, 2478 nucleotides. Its product is annotated as Krueppel-like factor 9. The record is from RefSeq and is a predicted model, not a curated record. Gene Ontology annotation, molecular function: DNA-binding transcription factor activity, RNA polymerase II-specific; RNA polymerase II cis-regulatory region sequence-specific DNA binding. The transcript has 3 exons. The coding region runs from base 214 to 1002 and encodes 262 amino acids. Gene Ontology annotation, biological process: regulation of transcription by RNA polymerase II. Lineage: Eukaryota; Metazoa; Chordata; Actinopteri; Cypriniformes; Cyprinidae.
CUUUGCCGGUUCUAGCAGCAGACACAAUGAAACGAGGGGCAAUGUAGGACACCACGUUGGGGUUUGAAACGCAGUCACGCCGAUAGAUAGCAGAGGCCGCUGCUGGUGAGAAAAAGCAACGAGUUGAAAGUCUUUGGAGAAGAAUCGAACGCACUCAGGAAACGGCUCUCCGUCGUAACUUUUGCUUAGUCGUUAAACGCAGUCGCGCAUAAAAUGUCGUUCGCCUAUUCGGAUUAUCUGGCCGCCGAGUGUCUGGUGUCGAUAUCCAGCGGUCCCGUCCUCCAUCGACCCACCCCGGUGUCUGGUGCGGCUCAGGCCCCUCCUCAGGGCCUUCCUGCCGGCGAGCCAGACGGGUCGAGCGAGGACAGGGAGGUGCGGGAGACGCUUCGUUUAGAGGGGGCCAACGUGAUGACGGUGGCGGAGAUCCUCACCGACCUGCACGGCAAGUUUCGUCCCAUGUCGGCCUACUCCGAAAGCAGCAACUCGUCGUGCGGAGAGAGCGGCUACACCACGUUGUCUGACUCCACCACCCCAACGCCGACCAUGACCCCCUCUGCCACCCCUGUCCCGGGACAGUAUAAUAACACCCCUCAGCAGAUUUGGGGAGGAGGGGGCGCACCCCGCUCCCCCACCAAGCGUCACCUCUGUACCUUCGACGGGUGUGACCGGGUGUACGGCAAAUCAUCCCACCUGAAGGCGCACAUCAGGACCCACACAGGUGAGAGGCCCUUUCCGUGCACCUGGCCCGACUGCGAAAAGAAGUUCGCCCGUUCCGAUGAGUUGGCCCGACACCUGCGUACCCACACCGGCGAGAAACGCUUUCUGUGCCCACUCUGCGACAAGCGCUUCAUGCGCAGCGACCACCUCAUCAAGCACGCCCGCCGGCACCCCAACUUCCACCCCUCCAUGAUCAACCGCAAAGGUUCGGCUCAGGGAUCCGCUUUGACCCAGUCCACCACCGCCUCCACCUCCUCCUCAGAGUACGCCAGCACUGCCGUGUAGACGCCCCCUCACCGGGACCCCUGCCUUCUGCACUGUGACCACCGCCUCUGUCAGACACUGCAGCUUGACUCGAUCGCCGUGCAUGCUGGGAUCCUUUUAAGCUCAGUCCUCACUUCCACAGGCCAAAAAUGCAGAACUUCACCAUGUCUUCCUCCAAACCCCUUCCCCAAACCAGUAAUGACCAAAAUGGGCGAAGGAGACACAAAUGCUCAAGCACAUUCCCAAGUCGCGUGAUUAAAUGAUCACAUGACCGACAAGUGAUGCCGAACGCAACAUUGCUCUUAAAUUGCUUGCUUUGGGUGGAAUAGAUUCGUCUGAAAUACCGUAAAACACUUUUUCGGAUGCAUGCAGAUAAAAUUGCCACCAGCAGUAGCACAAUAUUUUCCAUCGGUCAUCUUGGGGUAUCACUUGUCAGCCAUGUUUUAGAAACCCCUAAAGGAUGCGUCACAGUUUAAGGGAAAGUUUACUUGUUCUUAGUCUUUUUACAGUACAGUAGUUCCUUCUUUGUCAUGUCUUUUUGUAUAGCCAGAAUGGCUAACCCUCUCUGGUUUUGCUUGUCCACACAUGCUGUAUGACACAAUAACCAGAUUCAGUUGCAGAUUAUCGUAAAGUAUUUGUGUGUUACUCAUGAAUUUGAUUCUUGACACCCUUUGAAACCAAACAACGAUUGAACCGAAACGGCCAGUGCAUUUCUUUUGGGUAGAAACACUGCCUGUAAUGCCGCAUUUCCACAUAGCUUUCCCUACUGAAAUUGUAAUAAGUUAUUGUCAACUUAAUUUACUUUUGUUUUCUAUUAGUAAUAUCAGCAUGGCAACUGAAAUAGUAGUUUGUUUUUUAAUUAACGUUAUUAGACCAUGCAUUUAUUAUUAUUAUUAUUUUCCACUUGGAGGAACUCUUUUGUUUGUCCAUGCAGUGUCGACAUGUUGGUACAUAUAGCAAUGUGUUUAAUAGAAAUGUGGAUACGUGUAGAUAAAUAUCUAUGCUUGCAGCUUCAAUGGUAAAGAUGUUAUUAUAUGAACUACUAGAAGUAAUACACCUUAUAUUAGGGGUGACAGUACACGCUUGAAUAGAAUAGUGCUGCUUGUGUGCGAAUGUUUGCGCGUCGUUUGUAUGUGUGUGUGUGUAUAUUCACGCAGGAGAGCCCGGGAAACGAUCUCUCUCCAAAACGGUCCCUCCUGCGGACCUCUUACAAACUAUCUUAGAGAACAAAAAAAAAACCACAUCAGGAAACUCAGAAAGCCUUAAAAUCUUUCGACUUGUUUUGCACCAUUGUUUACUGUCGGAUAUUUUCUACAGGUAUGCCGUCAGGCGUCGUUCUUCUCGACUAAAGAAAUACACAUGCAAUAUUGCACUUUUUUUCUUACUGGUAUUGUCAACGAUGCUAGUCGUCUGCUAGUGUAAUGGGUUUCACUGUAUAGAUGCUACUGCAUAGUACUCAACUAAACGAACACUGUGCAAGGUGAUAGAGACCUGUCA